Chlamydomonas reinhardtii is the source of this 982-nucleotide messenger RNA. RefSeq lists its product as uncharacterized. Lineage: Eukaryota; Viridiplantae; Chlorophyta; Chlorophyceae; Chlamydomonadales; Chlamydomonadaceae. The transcript is spliced from 2 exons. Bases 389 to 646 code for a protein of 85 amino acids. The record is from RefSeq and is a predicted model, not a curated record.
GUACUGCAGCGUUUGGCCCCUAGUUCUGCUUGUGGGGCGCUUCCCGAAAUCCGCCAGGAUGGGCUCCCGAAACCCGAAGGACCCCCAGGAACAAAACUUGGCACGAACCUGUGCAAAACCUCUUGCAAAGAUGAGCCCGCCCCAACUUUUGAGAUUGGAUCCCCCUUUUACCCAGGACGACGACCUACGCCCCAACUUUGGCGGCCCCUAACUUCCUCACCAGACCACCGCUGACAAAACUAAAAGUACGUGCGUAAUGCUCUCUUACAGCUCUGCAACUUUGAGCAUGGGGUAAGAUCCUGAGCUUUCCAACCCCCCUGAUGCACUUGCCACUUCGCUGAUUCGUGUGUUGCUGUGUUCCUACUAUAAACCUGACUCCAAUGUGGCAAUGAGCGACUCCAGCAAACGUGGACCCCCUGUGGGACGUGACGUCAACUCCGCAACCAACAUCCGGCACGCGCUGGUGGAGGUGCUGCUGGGGCACAAGCGACCUGCAUCGCUGCAGACUGGCGGCGGCGGCGGCGGCGGCGGCGGCGGCAGCAGCGCGCGCGCGUGCGCGCAUCUUAGUAGCGGAGGGGGCGGGAAAGGCCACGUGGAGGAGGAGAGCGCAGCGCCGCCCAAGAAGCGGCGCAAGUGCGCAGGCUGAGGAGCCGGCUGGUGUCUAGGUAGCGGUCCGCGGUGGGGCGGGCAGGGCAUGCGUAGCGGCAUGACAAGUAGUGCGGCUGUUGACAAGUGUGCUGUGUCUGGCUGCGGUUGGCUCUGCUGUGGCAUCGCGAUUGCUAGGCACCUGGUUUGGCUACGUGCCUGUGCAAACCGACCCCGGCUAUGUCCGGGCGAUGAGGUUGUUCGGCCUCAGACUGUGGAGGGGCUCAGCCCCUUCUCCCGUGACCGGGGAACACUUGUUGGACAUUCAUGACUGCGGGCGACCAGCGGGGGCGACCCCAGCCUUCUACCUGCAUCUCGUCCAUUUUAACGGCAUACC